This is a messenger RNA of Dicrocoelium dendriticum, 315 nucleotides long. Lineage: Eukaryota; Metazoa; Platyhelminthes; Trematoda; Plagiorchiida; Dicrocoeliidae. The record is from the annotation of a GenBank genome assembly.
AUGGGUCAUUUCAACGUACACUGUUUAGAAACUCCCGCCACGACCGGAGAACAAUUCAAAGCCGAUCUACAAGAUCUAGUAACUACUGUGCCUCUUUACGAUCACAUCACUUUGCCCACUCGGUUCAGAACAGAUAACACGCCAUCUGUGCUGGAUCUUGUGCUUUCUAACGAGGAGCAUAUGAUGGAUGUGUUGGUUUUAGACUGCCCGCUGGGUCGCAGCGAUCACACCGCGAUCAGAUUUAACUUCGUCAGCAAUGCAGAAUAUCUUAAUGAGAACGACGAGACUGUACGAACCAUCACAAGCUACAAUUGA